Messenger RNA from Drosophila elegans, 554 nucleotides. RefSeq lists its product as uncharacterized. Lineage: Eukaryota; Metazoa; Arthropoda; Insecta; Diptera; Drosophilidae. The record is from RefSeq and is a predicted model, not a curated record. Bases 9 to 554 code for a protein of 181 amino acids. The transcript has 4 exons.
AUCACAUUAUGACGGACAACAAGCUAAAUUUUCUCAUUGCCCUGUUCCUGGUUACAUCAUCCUUGGUCAUAGAGGUAUAUUGCCUCGUUGAGCUCACAAAUGUACAGUGUGAAUCUCUGGACAAGAAUUUCUGCGAUUUCGAAUAUUGCUAUAUAAAGUCUGUAAACCGAACCUUUAAAUACCUCUCCGGAAAGCUAAAAUUCUUUCAAAUUCCCAUUACAACAGUUAAGAUUAAUAUUGGAGUCUACAAACGCCUUAAUGGAUAUAAGCCCUUUCUCUACAAUAUCACUAUUGAUGGCUGCAAGUUCUUGAAGACUCCUAGUUCCAAUCCUGUUGCUAGUUUCAUCUAUGACUUCAUUAAAGACGUCUCCAAUGUGAACCAUUCCUGCCCUUAUAAUCAUGAUCUUGUGGUAGACAAAAUGAAUGUACAGCACAUAAAUCACCAGGUCACAGCUGUUCUUCCUGUUCCCAAAGGAAGCUACAUGGUGCAAACGAACUUAGUCGUCCACAAAAUUACUCGAGCUGUAACUAAAGUAUAUGGAACCCUUUCAUAA